AUGAAGGCCGCUAUCCCUCUCGCGUUGGCCAUCCUCGCCUCGCCUGUCGCCGCCGGCCCCGUCGCCUGGGGUCUGUGCUACACGGCCUGCAACGCCAGCUACGGCGUCUGCCUCGGUGCCCUCGGCCUCGUCGCGGGCACGUUCACCCUCGGCGCCGGCACGCCCGUCGCUGUGGUCACCUGCUCCGUCGCCCAGGGAGCGUGCAUGAGCGCUUGCAGCCCGAUCCUCAUGGCUCCUACGCCGUGA
This is a messenger RNA of Apiotrichum porosum, 246 nucleotides long. RefSeq lists its product as uncharacterized. The record is from RefSeq and is a predicted model, not a curated record. Lineage: Eukaryota; Fungi; Basidiomycota; Tremellomycetes; Trichosporonales; Trichosporonaceae. The transcript is spliced from 2 exons. The coding region runs from base 1 to 246 and encodes 81 amino acids.